Messenger RNA from Pelobates fuscus (common spadefoot toad), 2741 nucleotides. It is a transcript of the gene MTBP, whose product is annotated as MDM2 binding protein. The coding region runs from base 108 to 2714 and encodes 868 amino acids. Gene Ontology annotation, cellular component: kinetochore. Gene Ontology annotation, biological process: protein localization to kinetochore; traversing start control point of mitotic cell cycle; regulation of protein ubiquitination. The transcript has 22 exons. Lineage: Eukaryota; Metazoa; Chordata; Amphibia; Anura; Pelobatidae. The record is from RefSeq and is a predicted model, not a curated record.
UGACAGCAGUGGGCAGCGGAAAGCAGUGUUACCGCGGGGAUUUGAGUUUGGCUGAGUGCAGCUUCCCCCCAAAGCCCCCUGGAACCGCAGGACUUCCCUGACAGUGUAUGGAGCGCUUUGUGCUGGUGGUGACCUGGGAUAGGGGGACUGAGGAGGCCAAGGACAAGAAGCUCAUACCUGCAGGUUUUGCAAAUGUCCAGGAGCUUCAUAACCAACUGAAGGAGUACUGUGCCAAAUACACAAACACAUUCACAGCCUGUUCAGUGACCGGUAUUCCGGUGGUAAGGAAGUGGUUCUUUGCUUUGCAUGCUGUUUGUGGGUCUUUCCAGUUCUGUAGCUCUGACUGGGAAGACUUGUCUCCGCCUCCUGCAUCAGACGAUGACAUUGAUCCUGCUCCAACUACAAUUGAAGAAUGCUUAAAUGCUAUUCACAACUCGGAGGAGGAAGAUGAGGAGAACAGCAGAGACUCUAUUAGCCAAACUAGUUUAUUUGAAGAGUCUGCAGAAUUGCUUCACCAACUGUCUGACAAACUUCCCGCACCAGGGAGAGCUCUUGUAGAUGUGCUGUUGCUAUCUUCUCACGCUCCCAAAUUGAAGGAUUGCAUUUCUGCAGUCGGUGCUUUCAAACAUCUCAAGGAAUGGCACACUGCCAAAAUAACCAUUGCUACAAAAGACGGCAAAGGGUGGCAAAAAAUGUCUAACUUUUUGUCUGCAAGUGUCAUACCCACUGAGACUCUUAAGUCCUUAAUCGACCCCCAGGAAUUAUGGAGAGGGGCAAUUGAGAUCCAUGAGAAAAAGUUUACAUCUGAAGUGGAAUUUCCAGAAUUUUGCAUACGUUCCUCUGAUAACACGGAUCGGCUCUGUAUCUCAGGACUCGGCCAUGUCAUUGAAGACAACACGGAUAAAAAGAGAAGCGUUUUAUCACCAGAGGUCUUCCACUACUAUGGUCCAUCGCUGAAGUUUGUCCAGAUGGUGGAAGUUUCACAAAUUCCUUCUUACUUUAUUUCAAAUUGUGUGUUUGAACUAUGUUUGACACAAAACUCUCAUCAUACAAAGUCCAAACUGAUGUUGAAUCAACUAUACUCCCUGACGGGAAAGGUUGCGGCUGUAUUUAUGUUACCAUGUAAUGUCUGCACUUUGCCUAAUCCACCUGCGCCUCAAUGUAGCUCAAGAAAGUGGAGAGAAUAUAUGUCCAGAAAACCUAAAGAAAUCAAGAUUCCAGAUGUCGAGCUAAAGGGGGAGAACUGUGGCUAUUAUUUCCUUGUCCAAAGCAAAGUUGAUGGAAUAUGUACAGCAACAAUGCUUCACUCUUCCAGUCAGAUUAAUGGUGCAGCGUCGUUCUCAUUAUUAUAUCAGAUGCUGAAUUCUACACACGAUGAGAACCAAAACAAAAUAAAUACACUGAGUUGUCUGCAGCAUUAUGACGGUGACACCAUUAUCAGGAGAGAACAAGCAGUGGAUCGGUGUCAGGCCUUAGCUGUUAAAGACUAUUUACAGAGGAGAGAAUCCUGCCAACAUUCAUCUCCUAGUAUCGCUGAUCUCAAGAAACUGUUGGUAUUGACACGAGAAGGUGUGUUUGACAUUUUUGAGACUUUAAACCAGACCACAAGCCGUGAUAAUAUGGAUGUUACCAGGACUGAAAUGGAUCCUGCAGACUCGGAUCAGGCAGCAUCCAAUCCAGCUGAAUGGCCAGAAAGAAAUGUUCUGCAGAAUCUGGAGAAUUUUGAGAAAAUGAAGCAAAGGAUAAGAGCCUCGAUCCUUCUUACCUCCGCAGACCAUUUUCUUGGGAGAAAAGACGGACAGAAGGAAGCAGUGACCUUGGAUGCUAAGGAGUUACUGAAAUAUUUCACCCCGCAAGGUUUAGCAAUUGGUGAGCUGCAGCCAUUACAGGUUCAGCGAGGAGAUAACCCAUUCCUUUUAACUCCGGAACUGACGCCAAGCAAACUGAAAGGGUUACCUUUUGAAAAAUCUGCUACCUACCAUUACCAUGGCCUGGAAUAUUGUCUCGAUAACCGAAAAGCUCUGGAUCGAGAUGUGGGGUUUACAGAGCUUCAGUCUCGCCUUAUUCGCUAUGAAACACAGACGACCUGUACGCGAGAGUGCUGCCCUAUUCCAUUUGCCUUAAGCCCCCUGGCCUCACCAGCUGUUCUUUCCGAGCCUGGCAGUGUGCCUGAUGGGGAAUCGUUACAAGGUGACCUCAGGGCAGAUCCAUUAAGGCUGAAAAGACGUUCAAAGGAACUUGAUGGACUGUACGCCAGCAAGAGAUUUGCAAAAUCUGAAAGCUCAGAUUCUCUGAUGUCUCACACAAGUGAAAGCAGUGGAUACCAGCAGCCGUGCAGGGUCACCAGGACGCGACCGGAAAAAGCUGUCUUUAUGUCUUCAACUCCACUUCCCAGCUCUCGAUCACAAUCGCUAUCGAGUAAACCAGCUCCGGCCAAGCAAAUUUCACAACCCGAGCAAGAGAACAAGGAGUCAAGAUCUCAAAAACACAACAGGAUGCUGAAGGAAGUGGUAUCGAAAACACUUGUAAAACACGGUAUUGCCGAAAACCACCCGUGCUUCCAAUCAUGCAGUCAGCGACUCUUUGAAAUCUCCAAAUUCUUCUUAAAGGAUCUGAAAACUUCAAGAGGUCUCCUGGAUGAAAUGAAAAGGGCCGCACAUAAUAAUGCCAAGCAGGUCAUUCAAUGGGAAUUGGAUAAGUCAAAGAAGAAAUGACACCAAGAGAAAUAUCUAAAUUGUAUU